Pseudo-nitzschia multistriata is the source of this 1964-nucleotide messenger RNA. The record is from the annotation of a GenBank genome assembly. Lineage: Eukaryota; Bacillariophyta; Bacillariophyceae; Bacillariales; Bacillariaceae.
ACGCAAUUCAAUCUUAUUGUUCCUUGUUGUCAUCGGAUGAUUGCAGUCUUUGGCAUUCCAUAUUCCUACUAAAAUUGUUACUGAGUUCAUGCAAUCCGUCAAAAACGCGAAGGCAAGCUCGAUACUAAAAAUGGAUUACCACCAUACAAUUGCGAAUGAGCUAAGGCAUGAACGGAUGAAAGAUCCCGACGAGUCGAUGGCUUUUGGCGAAUUGCUUUACCGAGAAGUGACGAAAGUGUCGUCGGAAGAUCGAACUGCGAUUGACGAAGAAAUCCACGGCGCUCGGUGUAUGGCAGUGAAAGAAACUCCAGGUUUAAUACGGAGGGCACUGAUCGAAUUCCAAAACGAACUCGAUCGGAUGCCUUCAGACCAGAAACAGACAUACGAGGAGUGCUGUGUCCGGACAAUGUUGUAUGUUGACGAAGAGGCUUCUUGCUACGCACUUCACGACAAUGAGUUCCGGUUGCGGUUCUUGAGGGCCGAACUGUUCGACCCUGCAAAGGCGGCUUUGCGCUUUGCAAAAUACUUAGACUUCGUGAAAAUCCAUUGGGGRACCGACAUUGUACUGAAGCGUUUCAUUCGAAUGUCAGACUUCAACAAGUCCGAAACGAAGUUGUUCCGCAAGGGCUAUUUCCAGGUCUUACCCUUUCGUGAUCGCAGUGGGCGGCGCGUUGUCACAUUCCUCGGCGGCUUUGGUCCAGAGACCGAUCCAGUGACGAGAUCGAAAGUAAUAUUUUACCUUGUGGAUGCCUUGUCGAGAACAGACAUCGAGAGCCAACAGAAGGGUUUCAUUUUGGUCACGGAAGCCUUUUGCUGGUGUGAAAACACUACUAGCAACGAAAAACGAACGAAUUUGUCAUUGAGCUUUCCCCAUCCCCAAGAAAGCCCUUUCUAUGUCAAGCUACUUCUAGAGUCGGUMCCGUGUCGUAUAAUAGCCAUUCACAAUUGUUGGCCUGAUCGUCCGAGCUUUCGUUUGAUCGCGAAGAUCUUGACGCUUUGCGUGGCGAUACCAACGCAACGUUUGCGAUUGAAGUUUCACAUUGGUGACGAAAUGGAGAUGAGAUAUCGCUUGAAAUCCUACGGCAUUCCAAUUGAACUAUUGCCCAUAACAGAAACCGGUUCGAUCAAAAUGGUAAAUCACACGCACUGGAUAAAAACAAGGAGGCAUAUAGAGCAAGGAAUCGAUACGGUUGCUGUUAUUGUUGAGUGCCCAGGAGUCAACGAUGUCGUYUUCCGUCAAGGUACAUCRUCCAUGGAGAAUCCCGGGAAUGCGCAGUGUCGCGAUUUGAUUCUGGCAUUGUUAGAACAGAAAGAUGGAGUCAUACCCACCCCGAUGAUAAACCCACCGGCUGCUUCGGCAGCUGCUACGGGAAAUGCAAACCAGCAAAACCUGAUCGUUGAUCGAUUGCUAGAAAUUAUUACAGAUGGUUACCAUGGACGUUUCUUAGAGUGGGACAAAGAUCGCAGUGYAUGGGUACAAAUUGUAGAAAGAUGCAAAAUACGACAAAAAGCUUCGGUUUUGUUGUAUUCAAUUGCCAAGCGCUAUGGUCGCAGAGGCGCUCCCAACAAAAAUGGCAAUCACUAUAGCUACACCCUGAGAUCUGACUCUGUCCCAAGUUUUUCACCUGCGUUAUUGAGGCAGGAUCUUCAAACGAUGGAUAUUAAGUCGGACGACGAUGARUCUGACGACCUAACUGUUCUCAAUAAUACCCUUGGACCCUUCUGUUUUGUCGAAAGAGGGAGACGGGCGAUUGAGAAGCAAGUGUGUUGCCCAAAAAGUGAAGAACUUCAACCAUCACAUUUUUCUGCUUCCCAGGACCGUCGAAAGCGGUCGAGGAACCUCUGAGAAUUAUUAAGAAUGAAUAAAGAAUCAUUGACUGAUUCAUCGAAAGUUUUAGACGGCACUCUUCAAUUUUUGCGAAUCCUUUCUAGAAAUGCUUGAACAAUAUAUAUAUAUCUAUAAC